Messenger RNA from Phytophthora sojae, 1972 nucleotides. RefSeq lists its product as hypothetical. The record is from RefSeq and is a predicted model, not a curated record. The transcript has 2 exons. Bases 55 to 1875 code for a protein of 606 amino acids. Gene Ontology annotation, molecular function: copper ion binding; primary methylamine oxidase activity; quinone binding. Gene Ontology annotation, biological process: amine metabolic process. NCBI's taxonomy places the organism in Eukaryota, Oomycota, Peronosporomycetes, Peronosporales, Peronosporaceae.
GAGCUCGUCGGCGAGGCUGGCUACGCCGGCCCCAACUUCCGCUACUCGUAUGUGAUGCUGCGCGAGCCUGACCACAAGACGCUCGACGGCUGGAAGGCCGGCGAGGACGUCCCUCGUGAGAUCGGCGUGCUGGUGCUGGACAAGACGACGAACGUGGCGCGCGAAAUGGUCGUGAACGUGCCGGCCCAUAAGGUCAUUCACAACCGCCAGCUCAACCCGGCCACCGACGGCUGGGGGCCGAUUCUUGAUGAAGACUUCGUUUUGGCGGGAACCAUCACCAUGGCUGACCCGGGCUACGUUGCCGCUCUGGCCAAGCGCGGCAUCACCGACCUCAGCAUUGUUCGUCACCUCCCGCUGUCGACUGGAGUGUUCGGCUACGAGGAAGAAGUCGGUCGCCGGAUGAUCCGCGUGCUGAGCUUCCUGGCGAGUGAGAACACGCACUCCAUGUUCGCCCACCCGAUCGACGGCGUCGUCGCUCACGUCGACCUCACCAACCAGCGCGUGCUCCGCCUCGUUGACACGGGCUAUGACCACGUACCGAUGGAGUCGGGCGACUACCUCUCCCCGGAGCUGUCCGGCCCCAUGCGCACGGACAUGAAGCCGCUCCGCAUCACGCAGCCCGAGGGCGCGAGCUUCACGGUCGAGAACCACGUGCUCAAGUGGCAGAACUGGGAGGUGCGCAUCGGCUUCAACGGCCGCGAGGGCCUCACGCUGCACGACGUCUCGUUCUCCGACCGCGGCACCAAGCGGCCGAUCCUCAACCGCGCGGCCAUCUCGGAGAUGGUGGUGCCCUACGGCGAGCCGCAGCCCACGCACGAGUGGCAGAACUACUUCGACGCGGGCGAGUACCAGUUCGGGCGGCUGGCCAACUGCCUCGUGCUCGGCUGCGACUGCCUGGGCAAGAUCCAGUACCUGGACGCCACGGUGGCCAACGCCUUCGGCGAGCCCAUGCUGCUCAAGAACGCCAUCUGCAUCCACGAGGAGGACUUCGGCACGCUCUGGAAGCACACGGACUUCGUCACGAACAAGGGCACGGUGCGUCGGCAGCGCCGGCUGGUCAUCUCCUUCUUCGUGACGGUGGGCAACUACGACUACGGCUUCUACUGGUACUUCUACCUGGACGGCAAGAUCGAGCUCGAGUGCAAGGUAUCGUCUUCUCGUCGGGCCGGCCCGAGGCGACACUGCUUGGUGGCGCUGGUACCGCUGGUACCUCACAGCCUCGGCGCGCCGUGCCACCAGCACCUGUUCGCCGCCCGCCUGGACGUGGCCAUCGACGGCAACAAGUGCCACGUCGACGAGCUCGAGGUGCAGCGCCUGCCGAUCAGCCCCGAGAACCCCGUGGGCAACGCCUUCAAGCGGGUGGCCACGCGUCUGGAGCGCGAGAGCGACGCCCAGCGCGAGGCCGACAACAAGCUGGGCCGGGCCUGGCUGAUCGCCUCGAGCGAGAAGCUGAACCGCUUGGGCCGGCCCACGGGCUACGUGCUGUACCCCGAGGGCGCUCCGCUGCUGCUGGCGGCGGACGACAGCUCCAUCAACAAGCGCGCGCAGUACGCCAUCAAGCACCUGUGGGUCACGCAGUACGCGCGCGACGAGAUGUGGGCCGCCGGCUACACGCCCAACCAGCACCCGGGCUACUCGGGUCUGCCGGCGUACGCCAAGGCCAACCGGUCGGUGGACGGCGAGGACAUCGUGGUCUGGCACACGUUCGGCCUCACGCACUUCCCUCGCGUCGAGGACUGGCCGGUCAUGCCCGUGGACUACGCCGGCUUCAGCUUCCGCCCCGACGGCUUCUUCGACCGCAACCCGACGCUGGACGUGCCCGAGGACCCGAACGGAAAGGAGUUCUCGGAGAACUGUGAGUGCGCGUGUCCGUAGGGAGCUAGAGAUGGGAGAGCGGCCCGAUGUUGAAGCGUACGUGUAGGUGUUUUCAUAUUCAAAGUGGACGUUCAAUGAAUAGCACAACCUUGUUCCA